Messenger RNA from Acomys russatus (golden spiny mouse), 860 nucleotides. RefSeq names its product CD160 molecule (gene Cd160). Gene Ontology annotation, cellular component: plasma membrane. The record is from RefSeq and is a predicted model, not a curated record. Lineage: Eukaryota; Metazoa; Chordata; Mammalia; Rodentia; Muridae. Bases 60 to 860 code for a protein of 266 amino acids. Gene Ontology annotation, molecular function: transmembrane signaling receptor activity. Gene Ontology annotation, biological process: regulation of adaptive immune response. The transcript has 4 exons.
GUGAAGCCACAGACCAGCGAAGCCAGCAUUUACGUGGAACUCCGUGGCCUGCUGACAACAUGCAAAUCCUGAUGACACUGGGCCAAUGCUGCUGUGCCCUGGCUAUCCUGCUAGCAAUUGUGAACUUCCAACAUGGUGGAUGCAUCCAUAUUGCCAGCUCAGCAUCCCAGAAAGGAGGGCAGCUGGACUUCACCUGUACUUUGUGGUACCAGGAAGAUGAAGCUGAGGGGCUGAUACUCUUCUGGUGCAAAGACAGAUCUUCGGACUGUUCCCCUGAGACCAGCUUAAAACAACUAAGGGUUAAGAAGGAUCCUGGGACAGAUGGCAUCACUAAAAAGUCAUCAGAGUUGGUGUUCACCAUAGAACAAGCCACACCAUCAGACAGUGGGACCUAUCAGUGCUGUGCCAGAAGCCAGAAGCCAGAAAUCUACAUUCAUGACCAUCUUCUUACUGUUCUAGUCACAGGGAACCAUACAGAGAUAAGACAGAGGCAAAGGCCACAGACCGACUUCAGCCAUAUCGAUGGCUCUCUCAGCUCAGGCUUCCUGCAAGUGAAGGCCUGGGGGAUGCUGAUCACCGGCCUGGUGGCCCUUCAAGGUAUGUCCAGAAGAAAUAUGAGUUCGCAUCCUUGCAGGCUUAAUUAUUUCCUAAGAGGGAACUUCCACAAACCCUGUGACAAAAAGAAAAACAAACUUCAAAGCAAGGUAAAUCUGACAGUGAUCACGGGGGAUGGUACAGGGAACGGAGGCCAAGUAGUCCAGUCACCCAGAGGGCCAGCGAGAUGGUCAAACAAGCAAAGGCGUUCGUCGGCUAAGCUUCAGCUCAAACCUGUGCACCCACGUGGUGGAGGGACAGACUGA